AUGGUGAUGUACAAGACCGGUCAGACUGUUCGGUACAAGCCCGUAGGAGGUCCCACAUCAAACACAUCCGAAAGCGUUGGCAAAAUCAUGGACGUCUUGACCGAGCCAGGCCAGCAAGCCGGCCGCAACGUUAAUGCCAGCCCAGAGACCCCGAGAUAUGAGGUAUGUCGAAUCCAGAACUUGAACACUGGCAAGUCGACCACCAUUUACGAGGCCAACAUCCUGGGAAUCUCACGUUAA
This is a messenger RNA of Sordaria macrospora k-hell, 240 nucleotides long. Lineage: Eukaryota; Fungi; Ascomycota; Sordariomycetes; Sordariales; Sordariaceae. The record is from RefSeq and is a predicted model, not a curated record.